AUGCCCUUUGAGGUCGGGGACGAGUGCGAUGUUUAUCAGAAGCGACCGUUUCUGGCCGGGCUGAUCCUAACCAAUUUCAAGACGGGACAGAUUUCUUCGGAUUUUCGGGAGUACCUCGAUUCCCUGGGAAACCAGUGGCUGGAUUUCCAAUUUGAUGAUGGACCGGUACAAGCGCUAGACCCCGGCCCUUACGUCUUCCAAAACAAUGCCCUGAAGUCCGUGUGCCGUCUGUACGAUGACGAACAGCGAGCGUUUUUGACGGCUCUGAAGCCCAAACUCGGACCGUCCGAGCCGGCUGGCUUUCUGCAACUCAAGGUCGCUGGCGCAUCAUAUGACUGCCUCAGUAUCGCAGUCCCUCCGCGAACACCGGCCUCUAUCACCAACGGUCUCCCACGGCUCCGAGUCGUUGUGAAGGAUUGCUAUUGGCUCGAGGGUCUCAAAAACUCACUCUGCAAUCGGGCAUACUUCGAAACAGCUGAAGCAGCACCAUUCACGGCCAAUGUUGUACAGUCUCUGGUCACCAGCGGUGCCCACAUCCUUGGGUUGACCAAGCUGAGCUCCAUGAUCGCUCGUGAGGAGCCAAUGGAUGCGGUAGACUACCUCACCGCUUUCAACCCACGGGCAGAUGGCUACCAAUCUCCAGCUGGGAGUAGUAGUGGGAGCGCUGCGGCAGUGGCUGCGUAUGACUGGGUUGACUGUGGUGUUGGCACCGACACUAGUGGCAGCGGCCGACGGCCUGCCCUGGUUAACGGAGUCUGGGAGUUUCGGAUCUCCCACGACUCAACGUCACUCAGGGGAAUGAUUACAACCUAUCCUCUGUUCGAUACGCCGUGCGUCUUUACAAGAAGCCUCUCUACCCUUAGGCGUGUUGUCGAAACCUGGAUACCAAGCCCUACUCGAGACCCGUCACCACCUGCAUACAAGCUCGUAUAUCCAGUCGACUACCUGCCAGUGCAAAACGGCGAUCAAAUGAAACUCAUUGAGCAUUUUAUCGAUGAUAUGAAGACGCUGCUUCCCGCCACAGUCCUGCAGUUUUCCAUUCGACACUCCUGGAAACAGUCUCAUCCUCCUGGAACCCCUGACGACGUGGACAAGUACCUAGACGAUGUCGUAACUCGCACCUUUUACCACCAGUUCUACCACUCUUCAGAUGCAUUCCGCAAGACCUACUCCGAAACGCACAAUGGGCAGACGCCAUAUGUGAUUCCCUUCGUGCAGCGCAGGUGGGCCAAAGGCGCAGGUGUGUCGACUGCAGAGCACCAGGAUGCUACGCAACGAAUGCUUGUAUACAAACAGUGGCUUCUCGACACCCUCUUCUCGGACCCAAAUACCGAAACACUCAUUGUAGUCCCUGUGGCCAACGCGGCGCCGAAUUAUCGAGACGAGAUUUCACCCUCACCCGAGAAGCAGUCCGCCUUGGACGAGCUCUUCCUGCAACCCAUCCUAGGCGCCCCAGACGUGGUAAUCCCAAUUGGCGACGUACCUUACGAGUCUAGAAUUAGUGGUAAGACGGAGUUCCUACCUGUUGUGGCCAAUGUUGUCGCUGCGCCCAAGAGGGACUUCCAGCUCCUCCAGGCCAUUGAAAAGGUCAUGACGAGGUCAGGGAGGCCUACAGUCGUUUCUACUGGGCCAAGGAUGUUUCCGGGUAAUGGAGUAUAG
Molecule: messenger RNA, 1659 nt
Organism: Ilyonectria robusta
Lineage: Eukaryota; Fungi; Ascomycota; Sordariomycetes; Hypocreales; Nectriaceae
Product: amidase signature domain-containing protein
Exons: 3
Coding region: 1-1659 (552 amino acids)
Source: RefSeq, a predicted model, not a curated record